This is a messenger RNA of Cherax quadricarinatus, 14074 nucleotides long. Lineage: Eukaryota; Metazoa; Arthropoda; Malacostraca; Decapoda; Parastacidae. The record is from RefSeq and is a predicted model, not a curated record.
GUCAACAAAUACUUGGAGGGGGACGACUGGCUGGUGUAUUUAGUCAUGUCUACCUGCUUAUUAUACUUAUUGUGAUGGAUACUGCAGCUGGGAGGGAGUACCAGGAGGGAGGGAAGCCACAGAUGAAUUGGGAGGAAGGUAUUGUCACUGGAGCUGAGGAAGCCAUCCAGUCAUCCGGAGACCAAGUACAAGAUGAAAUAUAUUCACAUCAGCAAACAAUUGAAGCUCUUCAGAAUGAAAACUACAAAUUGAAGAUCCAAAAUACUGUUUCCUCGUCCAAUUCAAAGACAGUCAUAGAGAAGUACAAAGCAAAGAUUCAAGAAUUCCAGGGUGCUGUUAACCAGCGGGAUCAGAUGAUAGGCAAGCUGCAGACAAGACUAGCUGAAUGUAUACAGAAUCAAGAUGACUUGCAAGCAGAUGUCCUCCAGCAGACUGAAACAUCUGCAAGAGAAAUUGAAACUUUAAAGAUGCAGCUGAAAGAGACUACUGACAGUCUGUUAAAUAAGAACUGGUCAUCUGGGAUAAGUCAACAUGAACAUCUGCAGCUAAAAAAUAAGUUGAUCUACAUUCAGCAAAAUAGAGCACAAGACCAACAGAUGCUAGAACAACUUACUAGGCAGCUUAGCCAGAAAAAUGAGGAAUAUGGUCACCUUGAGUGUCAGUAUAAACAUGUUCUUCAGAAGUCUCAGGAAAUAAAGUCAAAUGCUGAUAAGUUGGGCUGUGAACUAAAUGAAAAUAAAGACAUAAUUGAGAAAUUAAAAGAAGAAAACUCAGGUCUUAAGACUAGAAUGCAGCAGCUAGAAAAUCGUCAGGAUGCUGAGUUACAAGAGUUGUCUUCCAAGUGGUAUAAAGAAAGAGAAAUGAUGGAAGACCAGUGUAAGCGCAAGGAAGAUGACUUACUAAAAUUGCAAAAUGAAAACAAGGCACUGGAAAAUAAUUUGAAUGCUGCAGAAAAGAUGGCUGAGGAUAAACUGAAAGAAGUUGAGGAGGAAACACAGAGAAUAAUUCAGAGAGAACAAAUUGCUAAAGAGAAAUCAUCUUACGAAAUUCAGAAUCUUAUGAAGCAGCUUCAGGAAAUCACAAUGGAACUGACACACACAAAAGAAAAUCAUCGAGUGCAGCUAGCCACUACUGAAGAGCAGUUUGAGAAGCAGCUCACUGCCAAGAAGCAGCAGAUGAGUGAAAUCCACCAUGAAGAGUUAUUGAAAAUAAAAUCUUCACAUAAUUCUGAGCUUUCUCAACUAACACAUCAAAUUGAUGCUUUGGAGAAAACACAGAAAGAAGAUCAUGCAAGUCUUAUAAAGAAUCUGAAUUCUCUUAAUAAUCUUAAUCUUAGUCUUAAAGAACAGCUGGAAGGAGAAAAAGCUAAACUUAAGAAUCUUGAACGUUUAGUACACGAACUGAGUACAGAGAAAGAACAAUUGAAAGUGGUAGUAGAAGGAAGUAAGGGAAGAGAGAAAGAUUUACAGCUUAGUCUGAAACAGGAAUGUGCUAACAGAAAUGCUUUUCAACAGAAAAUAGAAGAACUUAAUAGGAAAUAUGUGGAAGUAGAGAACAUGGCAGAAAAUUUCAAGAGAGAAAUUGUGGUACUAAAUGAAAAUUUGAAAGUAGAAGCUGAAAAGAGAUCCUCUGUUGAAAAUCGCCUUGCCUUGGAAUUACAAAAUGUGAAUAACCUGUCAGAGGAGAAGGCAAAUUUAGAAAACAAAUUAGAAACUAUAAAUUGUCAAAUGAAGAUCAUGUCAGAUGAACUAUUAAAGAGUAAAGAUUCCAAAGAAAAUCUAAAUCUUCAGUAUCAGGAAACCUUACAGAGAUAUAUGGAAAUUGAACUAGAACUUAAUAAGUGCGAAAAGCUCGUUGAAGAGUACGAGUUAACCUGUGAAAGACUGCAGAGCAAAAUAGAGUUUUGGGAUAGAGAAAGAGAAAGCCUUGUAGAUGAAUUAAAACACUGUAUCAAAGUCAUGAAAACAGAAAUACCAGUGAUUGAAAUUGAAGUCAAGAGCAGCUUAGAGCAGAAGGAUGAAAUUUAUCAUCUUAGAUGUGAAAAUGAGCAGCUGAUCAAAAGAUGUGACGAACUUGCUCAGUAUGAACAAGAGUGUCAAAUUCUUCAAGAAAAUCUGUCACAGAUGUAUUCUGCUCUUGAAGAAGCUGAAAAUAAAAAUAAGAACAUUGAUGAACUUCGAGAAAAAUAUUUAGCAUUAUUUGAACAAUGUCAGUCAGUAGAAAUAAAAAGAAAAAGAAUAGAGGAGGACUGUGAAGAGAAGUGCGAGUGUUUGAAUGAGAAACUUCGAAGUUUAGAUUCUAAACUAGCAGCAGCUAGUGGCUUAACUGGUAAGUUCCAAGAAAUUAGUGACCAUAAUAUGUCUGUGGAACAAAAAUUGCAUAAUGUUGUACUAAAAUUAAAGGAAGCUGAAGAUAAUGCAGGUUUUCUAGAAGGAGCUCUGAUGAGUGCCACUCUUGAAAAAGACACUCUGGUAUCUGAAUUGAAACAAGCUAGAAUUGCUCAUGAUAGCAUGGAAAGGGAGAAAAAUGAAUGCGAGACAGACCGUGACAGAAUGUUGGAGGAAUACAAGAUGAUGAAGGCAGAAUUGGCAAGCACACUACUUGCUCUUGAUAGGGAAGUCCAGUUAUCCACACAUCGCCGGUUAACUAGUGAUGUUGGCGUGUCUGUUUCAACUUCAACGUCUUUUGAAACAAAUGCUGGGCAUGGUGGUAGUUUUACAAAUGAUAAUCACCAUCUUGAAGGCCAUGCUGAUAAAGAUGUUGUAAAAGAAUUUAACAUUUCAGCUAAAAUUACACUUAAACCACAGGAAAACGAAGAAAAACUUGAUACAUGUUGUGAAGACAAGAUUCAUAACCUUGAGAAAGAAAACAAAGAGCUUCUGAAUGAAAUAGAGAAACUGAAAAGCAAGGUCCAUGAUCAACAUUUUGGUGUAAAAUCUCUCGAGAAUGAGAAGUCCAAAUUAAAGAGGAGACUUGGUGAAUUAGAAACUGAAAAAGUUAAAAUUAGGGAAAAACUGGAAGAAUACCAGAAAGAGAUAAGCAAAAAGAUGGACCUCCAAAAACAGCUAGAUGAAUUAAAGCUAACUGUUCAUUUAACAGAGGAUCAUUUAAAAAAACAAGAAGACGAAAUGAAUCUUCUUAAAAAAUCACUGGAAGCUAUUGUAUUGAUUGAUAAGCCAGAUUGCACAGAAAAGUUAAAAGAAAUUGUCAAUAAUAUUGAAAUUUCAGCUGUAAAGGAUAAAUCUAUGAAUAGCUUCAAUUGCUCAAAUUAUUGGAAAACUUUUGUAUCAUGUCAGUCUGAGGAAUUGCAGUGCAUGUGCGAGGAAUUGAAUAAAUAUUUGUCUGAAUACUCUGAUCUUUUACAGUACUCAGAUAAGUUGCACGAAGAAAAGUUGCAACAUGAACUGGAAAACAUAUGUCUGAAAGUAGAAGUCGAGAAGCUUAAACACUUAAAAAGCGCUGUUGGUGGUUCUCCGAGUAAGGAAUUUGAGCCUGCAUUCUGUGAAGCUAAACCAAAUAUUGAAGAUGAGAGUGAAUUUUUGAGAGUACAAAGAGAGCUUCUGAAAUACAAACAUGAGAAUGAAAAACUUCAUCUGCAAAUGAAAAAUCAUAAGACACUUCUUAGGUUGGAGAAACUUCACAUCCAGUCAUCCAGGAUAAAUUCAGAAAAAGAGACUGAUAUAUCUCUGGACACUAGAGAAAUGGUUAUGGCUUUUGUUGGAAUGGAGCUGGAGAAGCUUGUUGAAGAUUGGGAAUGUCAAAUGAAGACUGAUUCUACACUGGUUGACUUUAUAUCUGCACAGACUCUCAAAGUUUGUGAAAUCAUAAGAAAAUUACCAGACUCCUUAGGUGAGAGCUCAGAUGGGGAGACUUACGUGGAAGCAGCCAUGAAGCUUAUUAGACAAGCAGUCAUUAAGAAUGUAGGUGGACAGUAUAUGGGGAUUGUGAAGAGUCUCUUGGCAAAAUUGGAUAAAGACAUAACAAAAUCCCUUCAAGUUACUCUGCCAGCAGUUCUUCUGGAUUUGCUGAAGAACAUAUCAUUAUCAGAAGAUAAUAUUGACAUUCACCACGAUGGCAUCCAUGAUGAAGAGGUAAAGAGCAUCACAGAUAAGGUGGAGCAUCUCAUCAAUGCAAGAAAUACUCUUGUAGAAGCUGCAAAUGAAUUUGUAGAGCAGUUAGAAGCAGCUGUGUCGUUACGAACAACGUGUAUCAAGCACGAGCUUGAUGAUUUGAUUAAGUUAACUACUCUAAAAGUAGUAGCAAAGGAGAAUGAAGAUGGUUCGAAAGCCUCCACACCAGAUGACACUAGCCUCCAAGGGGAUGUUAAGCAACAGUUUGUACAAGAGUUUAUGGAGGUCACCACCAACAUCUAUCAAGAAGCACUCUCAGAGAAGCUUCAGAUUCUCAAAAAUCAGAUGAUGAUGGUCCACAAGAUUCUGGAGGAUAACAAAGCAAAGUUACACAAUAUUUGCCAAGAACAUUUGGAGGAUCUGAGGAGUGUGACCACUCUCUCAGAUGCACUCAAGUAUAGUGAGGACCUAGUUUCAUCUCUGGAGAAAACUCUGGCAGAAGAAGUAUCAUGGGUGGAACAGCAGUAUAAGGAGUUGCUGGAACAAUACAGUUAUGAGCAAAACCUUCACAUGGAAUCACAGUCUCUCACACUCCAGGAGCUGAAGAACAGACUUGUUGGUUUGUUCAAAAAUACAGAUGUAGAGGCUGAGCUUAAAGAGCUGAAGACUCAUCAUAAAUGUGAGCUCAGCAAACUAAGGGAGCAACAUGCUAUGGAGGUUCAUCGUCUUGAGCACCAACUGGCCGCCAGAGAUCAAGAAACGUUGAUGGCCUUAGAUGACGAAGUGGAGCAGAUUCGUGCUCAGAUUGAUCGCGACCUAGAUGUUAGGUCUUGCAUCUCUAGCGCAUUGUACUCUGAGCUUGAAAACAUCAAAAUUCAGGUUACGCAGCUGGAAGAUGCAAAUGGCAAGCUUCACAAGAUAAUAGAACCUGCAACUGAUGUUAACUCUGUCCUAUUCCAGCGGCACCUGCAGAGCCUCUACAGUGACAGGGACUGGUACAAGAAAACAGUGGGCCUACUGUCACAUGUAACACUACAGUUACUACAUUACUACAGUGUUGCUGAAAGUUAUACUAACAAAUCUCAAGAUCACAAAAUGAAUGAAGACCAUGGUUCCAUCGAGCAGCCUGAGUUGUCUAGUGGCAAGAUUGUGGAUCUCUCAUUUUUAUCUGAUUGUAUGCCAGAUGACAAUUAUGCCAGCCAACUACACAUGCUCACAGAAGACAGUGUUCUCUCAACAGGACUUCUUGGCAAGACAGUUUUUGCCUAUCAUAGUGAAGAUACAGAGGUAGCAAGUAACUCAGAAUCAGUGUUAGAUAGUACUGCAAUGAGUGAAGGAAUGCUGGAGGAUAUGGACAAGGACGAGCAAGUCCGUAAUAUACUCACUAAAUCAUACCCACAGCUGAUGUCUAUUUUGAAAGGCCGUUGGGAUCGGGUAGUUGUGGAAAAUUUGGAGAAGGAAGUUCAGGAGUUAACCAUUUCACUACAAGCUUCAGCAGGAAUGUUAAAAAUAUUUAUGCAUUCACUAUCUUCUGAUAAUCAAGAAUUUUCUUCUCACACUGUUAAAGAUGAAAUUGAAAGUGAUAGUGUGAAGGAGACAGUGAAUGAUCUGAGUCAGCAUCACAUUAGUGAUACUACUAGUAAAGAUGAGGAUAAUACAAUGGGUAAUGCUCCAGAAGAUGACAAAGUACAGACAAAGCCUGAAGAGAAAAGUGAAUCUGGUGGCUAUGGGACUUUAGCAGCUGUGUUUAGUGCUAAAAAGAAACUAAUGCAUCUUUUGAAAAGCACUGAGAAAAUGCCUCAUUUACUGGAGGAUACUGCAGGUGUGCCUGAUCAGCCAUCACUCUCUCAGGUAUUCACUGCAUUAUCUCCACAAGAUCUUAAUGAUCUCUCAGAGAGCCUCAGCCUCUUACUGAGCCAAGAUGAAUCCUUCAUGAAUUUGACCACACUAAAGCACCAAGAACUUAAGGAUAUUGAUAAACUGAAGGAUGUCCUGAGACAACUUUGUCAGAAUGCCCAGGCGACAGAGCAUCUUCAAGUAAAACUACACCAUUUAGAGGGCUUACUGAGGGGCUUGCAGGACGAGAAGAAAGCGUUAAAAGAUGAAAAUAAUCGUCUGAACCACUACAGCAAGAACCUUGCGAUGGAGCUCCAGGUUGCCAAGGAUCAAAUAGAAGAACUAGAGCUAGGGCAGCAGGGUCAGGGAGGGGGAACGGCUACUACUCAGUAUGCGGCAAGAAUGGAAAGCUCAAAAGACAUCAGAGAGAGGGGUACAGUGGAGAAUUUAGAGCGACAGUUGCGGGAAAAAUCCCAAGAACUUCAGGACGCUCUUGCCAGUAGAGAGGAAAUUCAAGUUGAACAUAAAGCCGCUGUUGAUAAGAUAUGGGAUCUGCGAGAAAUAAUCCAGUCCCUCGAGGCUCAAGUUGACAGCAAGUGUGUGGAGGAAGGUGACCUGAAUGCUCAGAUCGAGAACUUAAAAACUUCCCUCUCCCAGGCACGACAGCAGUCCCUGGAUCUUGCUACUCAGCUAGAGGAACAUCAGUGUGCAAGAAGCGAACAAGGUAAUGGGCACAGCAGAGAGCAGUUACUCACUCAGGGAUCACGAGUUGAGUCAGAAGAAGAGGAGGAGGAGGAGGUUGAUGCUCAACUUGCUAAUGCCUCUCUCUUUAUGGAACUGAGAGAUGAGUACGGGCAAGGCACACACAAUGUGUCAAAUCAAACACUGCUUCAAACCAUCGAAGAACGUGUGGAGCGAACUACCCGGGAACUGGAAGCUUUGCAGUUGUCUGUAUCCUCUGCUUCACAUUCUGCUGAGGAUCUUUCACUACAGGAUGUUCCGCCUUUACAAGAAAUAGAGGCUGACCAUGCCUCUUUAUUACCUGCAUCCGUUGAGUUUCGAUUAGAAGACAAACUUCUUACACUUGAGCGCACCAUGGAAGCAGCUGUGAAACGUACUCGAGACCUUGAAAUGACUCUGAAAAACCUUAGAGUGGAUUAUGAGGAAGUGACUGCAGAACGAGAUAUGCUUCAGGAACUUUCAAAAGAGCAGCUAAUACAGAUCUCUGGUCUUGAGGCUCGUUUAGAUGAAAUUCGUCGUUCAGAUCAUCCUAUGACUUCUGAACUCAAGCAGAGGAUUAAUGCAGUUCAAGAAGAUCUGGAAAAGAAAAGAAGUGAAUUAGCCAAAAAGGGAAGAGAGAUAGAGGAACUUAAACAUAAUCUGUCGAGUACCAGAGGAAAGCUGAUGUCACGUGAGGAGGAACUAGAACGAAUACAGUCAAUGACACAGCCUCACAGUCUUCCUCAAACCACUUCUGACCAACUUCUCACAAAGCAGAAACAGCUGGAGGAUGAAAUAGCUUCAAAAAAUAACCUUAUUGAUAAUUUGAAGAAGGAGCUUGUAAGUGCUAGUCAACCAGAUAUUAUCCCAUCAACAUUAGCUCAGAGUCUUAUAGAAGAUAAAAAUGCUGAGAUAAAAGAACUGAUUGAGCAACUUAUGACUAUAAAAUCUAGAGUCAGUGAGGUGAUCACACACAUUGCAAAUAAUGGAAGUCUUGUGGAAUGUCAAAACCUGCUUCAGAAUAUUCUUAGAGGACGUAAUGAAUUCUGUAGUCAACUAAGUGAUACUGAAACUCCAGAAGUUCUGAGAAAAUCAUCGAUGGUACAUCAUCCCGAUUCUGCUACUAUUGAGAUGAAUAGUAUCAAGGAAGGUCACUCAGCUGUCAACAGUUCCACUGGUAAAAGUGAGGAAGGAGUGUCCAUCACUCAUCCAUCAAGUGUUGACUUGACUUUCAUGUCUGUACAGCCUGAGGCUCCCAUUGAGUUAUCAAAGGUAUCAUCUCAUGACUCAAGCAUAACCAAGGGGUCACAUGUGUCAGAAGAUAACAAAAUUGGUGAAUCAUGUCUGUCUUCAUUGGCUGCUGCUGCUACUACUGCUGUUACUGCUGCUGCUACAACUACUACUACUACUGCUGUUACUGCUACUGGCAAGGAGGAUAAGGAAAUGAAUGGAGAAGAGAAUGCAGUUCUUCAUACUUCACCAGUUGAUGAAGAAAUAACUAUAACCAAGGAAGAGUAUGAAAACCUGUGUUCAGCUAGUGAUGAAGUUACUGUCCUUAGGGCUCAGAUAGACCUUUUGCAGAAGGAGAUAACCAACUUAAAUAACUACCAGGCAAGGCUAGAAGAAGAUUUCAAAACAGCUCAAGAUCUAUUGGCAGAUCGUGAAGAAGAGAUUAAUCAGUUAUCUGAGGAAAUUGAGGACAGUGUGCCCUUGCCUUUACCUUCAGAAACUAUUCAGAUGCAAGACAGGUGUUUAAGGCUAGAAGAACAGGUUGUAGCACUACAAGAAACACUGUGCGAGACACGUGCUAUCAGCAGAGAAUAUGAAGAAGAAAUUGAAAAACUUAAUCUCAGAGCUAAAGAGUUUAAUGAAGAAGUUAAAGAACUCCAGGGAAGUAUAAAACUUCUUAGAGAGGAAGUGAAGCAGAAAGAUGAGGUACUUAAUGAAAAGGAAAUAGUUUUACAAGAAAUAAAACAUCAGAUGAAAACAGAUGCUGAUCAGCAUAAACAGAAGCAGGUUGACUUGAAAGAGGAACAGAUACUUCGAGAAAAGCAGUUGUGUAGUGACUAUGAGGAACGAAUGGCAGCUCAGGUGAGUGAUUUGUCAGUAAAGCUCGGCAAGGACAAGGAAGAGGCAGUUGCUCGACAGCAGCGUUUCUACGAGUCAGCUUUGCGCGAGGCAAACUUGGAAAAGGAGCAAAUUCAGAAGGAGUUGCAAGAACAUCUUCAAAUAGCAGAUCUAUGUAAUAGAAGUCAACAGACAUCCCAUCUAUGUGACUCUCUUGAUGCACUGAAUGCUGGUGUGAAGCAGGAACUUGACAAGUCUGGCCAACUGGACAACACUUUAGUAUCAUACGUAAAACAUGGCCAUGCAAGGGGAGAACUAGAACUCUCUACAAGAGCCUCCAGUGCUGUCAGUGACUUAAGUGAAGAAGAUGAGCCUUGUGUUGUUGCAAACAAAAUCCAAAGAUUGAUGAAUAAAGUUCAUAGGGAGGGCAUAGAGAUGCUUACCUUGAUAGAACUGAUGUUCUUGCAAAAGCAUCAGACACAUUUGGACAGCAGUCAAAAGUCUCUUAUAAGUAAGAGUGGAUUGAUAGCUUCUGGAUCGGCAGAAGGAUCCAUUGCUGACUCAGAGGAGAGGUCACACCAAUAUGGACUAAGAACAGGUGUCGCCCCAGGAGAAAGAACACAACUACUUCGUCACAUGGCAGCUUUAGAGGAGGAACUUAGCAAGAGUGAGAAAGAGAUGAAGGCGAAAGUUGGCUUGGUAGAAUUUCAACUGGAACAAGAAAAAAUGUCUGGAGCUGAAUGGAAAUUAUCAUUUGAAUCUGAAAAGAAAAGAACUCAGGAGUUGAUGGAGCAAUUAAGGCAGUUAAAACUUGGUUCUGUAGACAGAAUUUCAGAAUUAACACUUCUGCGCUCACAGCUGUACAUUCUUCAGCUUCAGUAUCAGAAAACUCGAGAAGAAAAUAUUAACUUAAGUGAAAGCCUGGAGAGUUCUAAGAAAGAGGUAGAGACACUGACAGAAGCUUUGCAGGCAGAGCGUAACAAUUUCAGUCGUGUUUCAAAAGUUCUUAACCAACAACGGCGAAUGGCAGCUGCGACUCGAGCUCAACAGGAGAAUGUCAUCAAGGGCCUUCAUAAUACACUGGAAAAAGAACGUGAGAGAAUUAUGGGCCUCUACACUCAGAUGGCUGAAGCUGCUAAUCAACACCCUGGUGAAAGACCUGACAGGACCUGCACUACAUCAAGACUUAUGGAGCUAGAAAAAGCUCCUACUAAGGAUGGCAGUACAGUUGGCAGAUCUGCUGUUGAAGAUCUCAAGAUGCAGCUGGUAAUUCAACAAGAGCGCUUUACUGAAAUACAGAGGUUAUAUGAGAGAGAGCGACUGAAAGUUGUAACCCAGAAUGAACAAGCACAUGCUGAGAGAGCAAGAGCAAGAGUUGAUUUGAUGGAAGAACAGGGUAAAUAUGCAGAAUUGACAAAAACAGUCAGGAAUUUAGAAAUGGAAAAAGACUCCUUAAUGAGACAGAUAAGCCAUGAUCGGGAACGUUUACAAUAUCAAGAGUCACGCAUUCGAGAGUUAGAAGGAGAAAAAAGGAAGCUUGAGGGUGAUUUAAGAGCUCAAGCUGAUGCCCAUCAAGCUGCUUCUCACAGGGCUCGUGAAGAAGAUGCAGAACUUCAUAUAUCAUACACACGUACUCUAAAUAAAUUGGGAGAGACAGAAGCAGAGCUUUGUACAUUGCAUCAAAAAUUAAGAAUAAUGACCAAAGACUUGGAACUAGCCCGAGAGAAAGAACAGCAACUACAGAAAGAUCUUGCUACUGAGAAGAUGGCUAUAAAUAGACUUGGUCUAUCUGCCUUAGCAAGAAUUAAUAACCUGGAUGAUUAUUUUGAACUGCAGCUUGAAGAAAAUUUGGAACUUUGCAAGUCUGUAUUGCGGUUGACUGAUGACAGACAAUUCACGAGGAAGAAAAUUGUUGAACUGGAAAAUACUGUUGCUGAUCUCACGAGACAACUUAAUAAAUCAAAUGCUAGUACUAAUAAAAGUCCUGAUAUCGAAAAAGUACUUAAGAUGGAACGCUCAGUGUGGGAAAGAGAGAGAGCGUCACUACAAAAUAUAAUUUCACAGAAAGAGACUGAAGUGACAAGAUUGCAGACAGAAGCUGGAUCUAGGACGCCUCAAAAUAUUGGCAAUGCUCAGCUAAAUGAUGAGAGAAUGCAGUACAUUUGUGGAAAAUAUAUACGAAGUGAGCACUGGCGUAAGGCACUUAUUUGGCAAAAGCGAUACUUGCUUGUAGUUAUAAAGGGGUUUAGGGAAAACGAGGAAAACGCCUUGUCUCGACUGCACACUAUGGCAAGUCGAGUUAAUGGAACUGUCCAAGCUGAAGCAGCAGAAGUUAUGUCUAAUUUUCGAGUACAGCCAACACACAGAUUCAGGGUUGGAGUUUUAGCAGUAAUUGCAAUCAAUCGGAUGAAAAACAUGGUUCAAAGAUAUCUUCGGAAAAGACAGUUUGGGCCACAGAUUUUUUUCUCUCUGCCACAUCCAGCCUUUACUAUUACAUCUACUCCAGAAGCUUCAGAGAGCAGCAGAAGAGGAUCAUAUGACCAAGGUAUAGCUGGAAGAAGUUUUAUAAACACUUUUACUGGUCAAACUCCUCCUACCAAAGGACCAUCAAGUAUUUCCAAUCAGUUGUGGUCUGCACCUUCCUCCUCACGCAGGAACCUGUUCCAUGAGGAGGAUUCUCCAAGACUAAAUGAGUAUAUUGAAAGACUUGAUAAUAUACAUUCAGCACUGGGGUUGAAUCCAAAGAACAUUUAAAUUUGAUGUAAUAUGUAUAUAAAUCAUAUACAAUCAAAAGGAAGUACCUAUUAACCAUAAAAGCAGGUCACCCUGCCUCGGUGGCCGGCCGGUUCGUUGAAAUAAAAAAGAAAAAAAACUACUAUACUUUGGCACAGUCCCCAUUUUACCUCCAUAGGUAAGCUUUUCUUACCACCACAGUAAUAAUAUAAUCAAACUAAACACUAAACAGAAAAGGGUCAUAAAGAGCUUUCCUUACCACAGAUACCUCAACACACUAGCUACUUUUUUCCCCCCUCAUCUGUUCUAUGAUUCACUUCAUCUUUGAUAAACCCAUUUGCUGACAUGUUCAUAACCAAAUGUCUCAGUACGUUCCUUUCCUCCAUGCUCACUCCAGUCUCGUAUCCAGGUUUUAUUACCCAUGCUAUUUGUUACUCUUAUCACCUUUUUUUUUUUUUUUUAACACAUCGGCCAUUUCCCACCUAGGCAGGGUGACCCAACACCUUCACCAUCACUCAUAUAUAAUCACUGUCUUUGCAGAGGCGCUCAGAUACGGCAGUUUAGAUGUCCCUCCAAAUUGCCAAUAUCCUAAACCCCUCCUUUAAAAUGCAGGCAUUAUACUUCCCAUUUCCAGGACUAAUGUCCAGCUAUCUGGUUUCCCUGAAUCUCUUCACAAAAUAUUACCCUGCUCACACUCCAACAGCUCAUCAGGUCCCAAAAACCAUUUAUCUCAAUUCACUCCCAUCUAACACGCUCAUGCACACUUGUUGGAAGUCCAAACCCCUCUCCCACAAAACCUCCUUUACCCCCUCCCUCCAACCUUUUCGGGGAUGACCCCUACCCCACCUUCCUUCUCUAAUAGAUUUAUACGCUCUCCAAGUCAUUCUGCUUUGUUCCAUUCACCUUUAAUUUCCUUUUACAAAUCCUCCCAAACUCACCGUUUGCAAGUUCUUUUCAAAAAUUCCAAAAGUUUGUGUCAUUGGAAAAGAGCAACUGUGUCAACUUCCACUUCCUCAUAUUUGUUAUCAUAUAAUCCCAUACCUCUUCUCAACACUAUAGCAUUCACUUCUUUUAAAACCACAUCUCUAAAUAUAUUAAACAACUAUGGUGGCAUCACAUAUUCCUGUAUAAGGCCUAUUUUUACUGGAAAGUUUUUCUCUCCUGCAUAUUCUAAUUUGAGCCUUACUCUUUGCAUAUAACUCUUUACUGCUCUUAAUAACCUACCACCUAUUCUGUACAUUUACAACAUCAACCACGUUGCUUCCCUUCCUACCCUAUCAUAUGCCUUUCUUAAAUCCCAGAAUAUGACAAACAGUUCCAUAUUCUUAUUUAAGUAUUAGAUAAGAGUACAGUGAACCCCAGUUUACGAUAUUAUUUCAUUCCAGAAGUAUGUUCAGGUGCCAUUACUGAACGAAUUUGUUCCCAUAAGGAAUAUUGUGAAUUAGAUUAGUCCAUUUCAGACCCCAAACAUACACGUACAAACACGCUUACAUAAAUACACUUACAUAAUUGGUCGCAUUGGGAGCUGAUCGUAAACCGAGGGUAUACUGUACUUGGUUUGUACAUCUCCUACCCUUCUUAAAUUUCUUCUUUUUUCUUCAGUUGUAUUUUCUUAAGUUAAGCUUCUUCAAUAAUUCUGUCAUAUUCUCUACCAAGUAUACUCAGUAAGCAUAUUUCCGUAUAAUGCCUACAUUCUUGUCCCCUUUUCCUCAUAUUCAAAAGAAUUAUGCAUACACUGUCAAGCCUUAGUUCCCUUACUUACCUUCACACACACAUUGAAUCAGUACAUUGAUCACUCCAAAACUAUAUCCCAUCUGCUUUCAACAUCCCAUCUGCUGUACUCUUUUAUUUUAUCCACUGCUUUAUGCACUUCUCCCACAUCCUUGUCUGGCUGUCCUUUACUCCAUGAGAUAUUACUCAUUCCUGCCUAAUGCAUGAAAUUAUUUUAUUCUUGUCAUCAACAUUUAAAGAGCAUCUUUACAGUACUGCCACCUCUCUUGUGUAUCCUCGUUCAUUUUCAACUGCCAAAUCCAUGUGUCCCAUAGGCAAAUGAAGACUUACUCAUCCCUCUGCUCUUAUUUUGCACUCCCUCACCAUUCUUAACUUCUCUCCAUAUACUCUGCCUUCUGCAUAUCAUUUGUAAAUUGUAAGACCUCUUUUAUGUCAAGUUUUUCUCCCUUGCUACUAUUUUUACAUCAUUCCCUCAUUCAGCCUGUGCCAACCCUCCUGCAACUACAUGUCUGCUGUGCACUCCAGCACUGCAUUCAUAAAUCUACUUCAUAUGCUUCAACUUCUUUCCCAUUACUUGUACUCUCUAGCCCACCUUUCUCCCAUUAGUUACUGAUAUCUUUCUCUGGUUUCCUUCCAUCUAUUGUGACACUCGUGAACAGUGCUUGUCCCAAGUGAAACACUGUAAACAAAAAAUACUUCUUAUUAAAAUUAUUAUUUCUUUUAGUUUUCUAGUAGAAGUUAAAUUUAUUUUGGAGUUUUGCUGUGCUAGUGGUAAUUCUUUGUAUUUUAUGAAGAAUCUGAUAAAAAUUAAAUAUGCAGCUACUACACUUUAUCCAGAUUUGAAUACUCAUUGUUAAAUCAUAAAUGCCAGAUUUUAUGGAAGUUAUAUGUAAACUAAAAUAAAUUUCAGAAAAAUA